AUGUUGGCAACAAAGAUUAGUUGGUGCUGCUCCACAUUCGCAUUUUCCAUGCGAUUGGGCAAAUCCCCAACUGUGAACCCGUACUUCGUAUUCCUCGAUCACUUCCGGAAUAAUCUUCAGAAGCGCGGCAUUUGUCAAUUGAAGCCCACGGUCAUAAAUAAAGUGGCUGGCAUUAAAUGGCGCAAAAUGACUCCGGCUCAGAAGUCAGUGUUCAUCGAAAUUGCCCAGAUAAAUCGGUCAAGAAUGAAUACCACCAUCCCGCGACUUGGUCUUCCUGUUGGUGGAGUUAAGCGGUGUCUUAUUAAAAAAGUUCCACGGGCCGUCAAGGAGACUUUUUAA
Molecule: messenger RNA, 339 nt
Organism: Drosophila ananassae
Lineage: Eukaryota; Metazoa; Arthropoda; Insecta; Diptera; Drosophilidae
Exons: 1
Coding region: 1-339 (112 amino acids)
Source: RefSeq, a predicted model, not a curated record